CGCCGCCUCACUUUCCGGAUCCCCCCGCUGCCGCCCUCCCCGGGGGCUCGGAGCCCGCUGCCCUCCGGCCGAGCCAGGAGCCGGGAACCCAGUUGCCAAGUGAUAUGGGAGGCAGACGAAUGACGAGGAGAGCCUCUCGGAUUUCCUUCUAGCAGACGGAGAUUUAGGGCGAGGGGAGGACCGGUCCGAACGUCGCCAUCACCAUGUCUGGAUCUACCCAGCCCGUGGCACAGACCUGGAGAGCCACCGAGCCCCGCUACCCACCCCAUGCCAUUUCCUACCCAGUUCAGAUCGCCCGGCCACACGCGGAUGUCGGGCUGUUAGAAUAUCAGCAUCAUUCUAGGGAUUACACCUCCCAUCUGGCCCCUGCGUCUAUUAUCCAGCCCCAGAGGAGACGACCUUCACUGUUGUCAGAGUUUCAGCCAGGAAAUGAGAGGUCACAGGAGCUCCAUCUGAGGCCAGAGGCCCAUUCCUACCUGCCCGACUUGAGCAAGUCAGAAGUGGAGUUCAUCGAAACAAAGCGGCCCCGGCUGGAAGUCCUGCAGGAUCCGUUGCUGCGCCACUCUCCCCUGCUCAGCCAGAGCCAGCACGGCCCAACUGAGGACCUUACCAAGGAUCGAGGCCUGGCUGGGAAGCUGGAGCCCGUGUCCCCCGUCAGCCCUGCCCAUGCCACCUCAGAGCUGGAUCUGCUGCCGUCCAGGCUGUCCAAAGAGGAGCUCAUCCAGAACAUGGACCGCGUGGACCGAGAAAUCACCAUGGUGGAGCAGCAGAUCUCCAAGCUGAAGAAGAAGCAGCAACAGCUGGAAGAAGAAGCUGCUAAGCCCCCAGAGCCCGAGAAGCCGGUGUCCCCACCACCGAUCGAGUCCAAGCAUCGGAGCUUGGUGCAGAUCAUCUAUGACGAGAACCGGAAAAAGGCCGAAGCUGCCCACAGGAUUCUGGAAGGCCUCGGUCCCCAAGUGGAGCUGCCGUUAUACAACCAGCCCUCAGAUACCAGGCAGUAUCAUGAAAACAUUAAAAUAAACCAGGCAAUGCGGAAGAAGUUAAUUUUGUACUUUAAGAGGAGAAACCAUGCUCGGAAACAGUGGGAACAGAAGUUUUGCCAGCGGUAUGACCAGCUGAUGGAAGCCUGGGAAAAGAAAGUGGAGCGCAUUGAAAACAACCCUCGGCGCCGGGCAAAAGAGAGCAAAGUGCGAGAGUACUAUGAGAAGCAGUUCCCAGAGAUCCGGAAGCAGAGGGAGCUGCAAGAGCGCAUGCAGAGCAGGGUAGGACAGAGGGGCAGCGGGCUCUCCAUGUCAGCUGCACGCAGUGAACACGAAGUGUCUGAGAUCAUCGAUGGACUCUCGGAGCAGGAGAAUUUGGAGAAGCAGAUGCGUCAGCUGGCCGUGAUCCCUCCCAUGCUUUACGAUGCAGACCAACAACGCAUCAAGUUCAUCAACAUGAAUGGGCUCAUGGAUGACCCGAUGAAAGUCUACAAGGACCGGCAGGUCAUGAAUAUGUGGAGUGAGCAAGAGAAGGAGACAUUUCGGGAAAAGUUCAUGCAGCACCCCAAGAACUUUGGUCUGAUCGCCUCGUUCCUAGACAGGAAGACGGUGGCGGACUGUGUCCUCUAUUACUACCUGACCAAGAAGAAUGAAAACUACAAGAGCCUAGUGAGACGUAACUAUCGUCGGCGUGGAAAGAAUCAGCAGCAACAGCAGAUGCCCCGGGGCAGCCAGGAGGAGAAGGAGGAGAAAGAAAAGGAAAAGGAGAAGGAGACGGAGAAGGAAGAAGACAAGCAGGAGGCCGAGAAUGACAAGGAAGAGCUGAUCAAGGAGAAGAACGACGACACCUCCGGAGAGGACAACGACGAGAAGGAAGCCGUCACCUCCAAAGGCCGGAAGACAGCCAAUAGCCAGGGCCGGCGGAAGGGCCGCAUUACGCGCUCGAUGGCCAACGAGGCCAACAAUGAAGAAGCAGCGGCCCCCCAGCACAAUGCUGAGCUGGCUUCUCUGGAGAUGAACGAGAGCUCGCGUUGGACGGAGGAAGAAAUGGAAACGGCUAAAAAAGGUCUCCUGGAACAUGGACGGAACUGGUCGGCCAUUGCCAGGAUGGUGGGCUCCAAGACCGUGUCGCAGUGUAAGAACUUCUAUUUCAACUACAAGAAGAGGCAGAAUUUGGAUGAAAUCCUGCAGCAGCACAAGCUAAAAAUGGAAAAGGAGAGGAACGCCAGGAGGAAGAAGAAAAAAACACCAGCCACACAGAAUGAGGAGGUGCCGUUCCCUCCUGUGGCCGAAGAUGAGGAGAUGGAGGCCUCAGGGAUGAGCGGCAAUGAGGAGGAGAUGGCGGAGGAAGCGGAGGUUUUACAACUUUCUGGCAAUGAGCUGCCCAGAGUUGAAUGCGGUGGCCCAGCCACGGUGAACCACAGUUCGGACACCGAAAGCAUUCCAUCCCCAAGAACCGAGGCUAAAGAUGGCAGCGAGAGCAAGCCGAAGCCCGCCACGGGCCCGGGGAGCGAGGUGGGGACAGGCACCUCCGCCAAGGCCGAGGAUGCGGCAACUGCCACUGCGGCUGCUGCUCCUGCUGCUGCCGCCACCACCACUGCUGCUCCUGCUGCCGCUGCUCCUGCCGGGACCACCAUCUCCACCCCCGCCACCAGCCCCUCCCCAGCCCCUGCCGCCGCUGCCGCCCCCAACAACGCUGCCACCGACCCUGCCCAGCAGGCCCCGGAGGGUGAACCCCAAGCCUCUGCGGAAGCCAAGGCACCUGAGGAUCUGGUCGUGGAUGUGGUGAAGACGGAGGACCCGGCCAGCGGGGGAGGAGAGGAGCCCGCCAAGAAGGAGGCAGCGGCAGAGGACCGGGAGGAGGAGCAGGAGGAGGUUGGCCCGGAGAAGACGACCAAGGGCAGCCAGAAGAAGGUGGAGGCAGGCGGCGGGGGGUCAGCCGCCGAGGGGACCCCAAAAGGCGAGAAGAAGGAAGGCGGCAGCAAGCCAGGCAAGGGCGCUGGAGCGAACCCUGACAGCGACUCAAGUGCUACCUGCAGCGCUGACGAGAUGGAGGAACAGGACACCGUGGACAAGAACAGGCUGCUGUCCCCCAGGCCCAGCCUCCUGAACACCAGCAGCGAGGCCAGGGCCAACGCCUCACCUCAGAAGCCACUGGACCUCAAACAGCUGAAGCAGAGGGCAGCUGCCAUCCCCCCCAUACAGCAGAUCACCAAAGUCCUCGAAUCCCCCCGGGAGGACGUGACGCCAAGCAAGCCGCCUCAGCCGCAGCACCUGCAGCCGGAUGGUGAGCCCCAGCCCAACAACAGCCCCCGGGGAAAGAGCAGGAGUCCCGCCAGUGGAGAAAAAGACGAAAAGCCCAUGCACUUCCCAGCGUUCCCCGAGGGGCAGAAGCUGAGUGGAGAACAAGCGACCGCCGUCUGCUGGCCACCCGCCCUGCAUUACCCCGUGUCUUCCCGGGACCUCAUCAGAACCUCUCCCCUCGCCGACCCGGCUGUGUUUCCAUACAACCCUCCAGGUCAUCCGAUCCCUUUGACCCUGCAUGAAAGCUCCCGGCCUGGGCUGCAGAGAAUGCCUGGCAUCUCCAACCCGCCCCCUCUCAUCUCGUCCACCAAGCCUCCUGUCGUUCUGGAGAGGCCCUUAGCCUCCAUAGCCCAGGGAGUGCCCAUCCAGCUCCACACUCCCUACUCUGAACACGCUAAAGUUCCUGUUGGCGCCAUCACCAUGGGUCUGCCGUUGACCAUGGAUCCUAAAAAGCUGGUCUCUUUCCCCGGAGUGAAGCAGGAGCAGCUGUCUCCCAGGAGCCAGGCCAACCAACCCGAGAGCUUGGUCAUACAGACAGGACAGGAGACCUCUGUUCUGAGAGGGACGGCUCUGGGCAGCACCCCAGGAGGAAGCAUCACCAAGGGCACUCCCAGUGGCCGCGCUCCCCCGGAAAGCCCUAUCACCUACCGCGGCUCCAUCACUCACGGCACACCCGCUGAUGUGCUGUUCAAAGGAACCGUCUCCAAGCUAAUGGGAGAAGACAGCCCCGGCCAAGCGGAGAAAGUAAGAGAGGACACCUUACCCAAGGGCCACGUCAUCUACGAAGGGAAGAAGGGUCAUGUACUGUCCUACGAUGGAGGGGUGACGGUGGCCCAGUGCACCAAGGAAGACAGCAGGAGUUCCGGAAUCGCCCACGAGGCCUCUGCCACCAAGCGCACUUAUGACAUGAUGGAAGGGAGGCUCAUCCGGGGCCUGUCCGGGCGGGACCUGUCCUCCACCAGCAUUGAAGGUCUCAUGGGCCGAGCCAUCCCAGCAGAGCGCCACAGUCCCCACCACAUCAAGGAGCAGCAUCACAUCCGGGGCUCCAUCACCCAAGGAAUCCCUCGGUCCUAUGUGGAGGCUCACGAGGACUACCUGCGAAGGGAGGCGAAACAGCUCAAGCGUGAAAGCACUCCGCCCCGGGACCUGGUGGACACCUACAAGGUGCGGCCCCUGGAGGGGCUCGCCCCGCUGAAAAUGAAGGCGGGGCACGAGGGCCUGGUAGCCACAGUGAAGGAGGCGGGCCGCUCAAUCCACGAGAUCCCCAGAGAGGAACUGCGUCACACACCUGACCUCUCCAUGACAAGGGCCCUGAAGGAAGGCUCCAUCACACAGGGAACCCCACUGAAGUACGACAGCAGCUCCUCAUCAGGAGGGGCCAAGAAGCAUGAUGUCCGCUCCAUCAUCGGUAGCCCGGGGAGGACGUUCCACCCGGUGCACCCACUGGAUGCCAUGCCAGAUCCCAGGAGCCUAGAACGUGUCUGCUACGAAGAGAGCCUCAAGGGCCGGUCUGGCUCCGUCGCUAGCUCUGGGGGCUCCAUCACCCGGGGCGCGCCUGUGAUCGUCCCAGAGCUGGGGAAGCCCCGCCAGAGCCCCCUAGCCUACGAGGACCACCAGGCGGCUCACGGGGCGGCCUUCAGCGGCCACCUGGCCCGCGGCUCACCAGUGUCCACACGGGAAUCCACACCACGGCAGCAGGAAGGCAGCCUCUCAUCCAGCAAAGGAAGCUCGCAGGAGAGAAAGGUGGGCUCCACACCUCGGGAGAUCGCCAACUCCAAGUCUCCUCACCCGACGGUACCAGACCACCACCACCACCCCAUGUCACCCUACGAACACUUGCUCCGAGGGGUCGGCGGCGUGGACCUGUACCGGGGACACAUUCCAUUGGCUUUUGACCCCACGUCUAUCCCACGGGGGAUUCACCUGGACGCAGCUACUGCCGCUUACUACUUACCUCGCCACUUGGCCCCUAACCCCACCUACCCACACCUGUACCCCCCGUACCUCAUCCGGGGCUAUCCCGACGCCACAGCCAUGGAGAACCGGCAGACCAUCAUCAACGACUACAUCACCUCGCAGCAGAUGCACCACAACGCUGCCGCCGCCACCGCCAUGGCCCAGCGUGCCGACAUGCUCCGCGGCCUCUCCCCCCGUGAGCCCUCCCUGGCGCUCAACUAUGCAGCAGGACCGCGAGGUAUCAUCGACCUGUCCCAAGUGCCCCACUUGCCUGUACUGGUGCCACCGGCUCCAGGCACCCCUGCUGGCUCCAUGGACCGCCUUACCUACAUCCCCGGUGCCCCCCAGCCUUUCAGCAGCCGGCACAGCAGCUCCCCGCUCUCCCCAGGAGGCCCCACUCAUGUGACCAAGCCAGCAGGCCCCUCGUCCUCAGAGCGGGAGCGGGAACGGGAACGUGAGCGGGAGAAAUCCAUGCUGGCUGCAGCCACCACCGUGGAACAUGCCCCCAUCUGGAGGCCAGGUACGGAGCCGAGCAGCACCCGCCCGUCCUCCCAUUCCCACAGCCACCAGCACUCGCCCAUAUCCCCACGGACCCAGGAGAACGUCCAGCAGCGGCCCAGCGUGCUGCACAACACCGGCAUGAAGGGCAUCAUCUCCUCCGUCGAUAGCCUCACCCCAUCCGUCCUGCGAUCGUCCUCCUCCUCCACCACAUCACCAGUCCGGUCCAGCGGGUUUGCGCCCGCUCCCACAUGCCCCCUCGGCGGUCUGGACCCCUACCCUGGCCUGAUCGACCCCGCCAUUCUGCAGAAGGAGGCCUCCCGGGGCCGAGACUCCCGGACGGACAACCACCUGUUUGGCUCCAAGCUGCCAGGACGGUCGGCCCUCGACCGGUCCUCAUCGCCUGGCAAAGCCCCGGAGUCCCGGUCCGCCGCCGCCUCGGGCUCUGGCUCCGCUCACCCGCCUGGCCGAGGACAGGGGAAAGGCCACACGUCCCACCUGCCGGCAGAGCAGCCUCACCUGGCCGGGGCCCAUGACCAGCACAGAGAAAAGAGUCAAAGUAAACCCUUUUCCGUGCAGGAACUGGAGCUCCGAGUACUGGGUUACCACGGUGGCUACAGCCCGGACGGCAUAGAGGCCAUCAGCCCCGUGAACUCCCCCAGCAUCGUCCAUGACAAAGGAGUGAAGCACCUGGAAGGGCUCGACAAGGGCCACGGGGACCCUGACCUCCGAUCAAAGCAACAAGGCCCACUGAAGCUCACUGAAGCCGCUCACCUGCAGCGUCUGCGACCGCUCCCUGAUGGCCAGCAGUCCCCGAGUCAGCCGAUGACAUCCCCCGCCAGUGUCAAAGGUCACCAGCGGGUGGUCACCUUAGCCCAGCACAUCAGCGAGGUGAUCACCCAGGACUACACCCGCCACCACCCACAGCAGCUCAACUCCCACAUCCAGGCCCCACUCUACUCCUUUCCUGGGGCCAGUUGUCCCGUGCUGGACCUUCGCCGGACCCCUGGCGAGGCCUACCUCCCCCCACAGGACCAUGGCUCAGGCCCCCGCCUCUCCCCACACAGCGAAGGAGGCAAAAGGUCUCCGGAGCAGAGCAAAGCUUCCGCAGUGGGCACCGCGGAAGACUGCAUUGAGCCCAUCUCCCCACCAGAGGGCAUGGGGGAGUCCGAACACACCCGAAGUGCCGCCUAUCCGAUGCUCUACCGGGAAGGGGAGCAGGGCGAGCCGAGAAUGGGGUCCAAAUCUCCAGGAAACAACAGCCAGCCUCCUGCCUUCUUCAGCAAGCUGACGGAGAGCACCUCGGCCAUGGUCAAGUCCAAAAAACAAGAGAUCAUUAAGAAACUCAGCACUACCAACCGGAACGAGCCCGAGUACAAUAUCGGCCAGCCUGGGACAGAGAUCUUCAAUAUGCCGGCGAUCACCGGUGCAGGGCUUAUCAGUUGUAGAAGCCAGUCGGUUCAGGAGCACGCCAGUACCAACAUGGGGUUGGAGGCGAUUAUUAGGAAGGCCCUAAUGGGUAAAUAUGAUGAUCAGUGGGAAGACCGCUCACCUCUAAGUGCCAAUGCUUUUAACCCUCUGAAUGCCGGCGCGAGCGUGCCCGCUGCUCUGCCCAUAACCGCUGCUGAGGGACGGAAUGAUCGCCCGCGCGCCUCGCCAGGAGGCGGCGGGAAGCCAAAGAUGGCUGCGAGACCCAACAGUCGAAAGGCCAAGUCCCCCGCACCGGGCCUGUCCUCGGGAGAACGGCCGCCAUCCGUCUCCUCCGUCCACUCAGAAGGCGACUGUAACCGGAGGACGCCGCUGACUAACCGUGUGUGGGAAGACAGGCCAUCCUCUGCAGGUUCUACGCCGUUCCCAUACAACCCCCUCACCAUGAGGCUUCCGACCAGCGUGGUGACGGCCCCCCAGCCUACAGCCCUGCCCCAGGGCGGCUCCACCAGCCAGCACCACACCUGGGAUGAGGAGCCAAAGCCUCUGCUGUGCUCACAGUACGAGACGCUCUCCGAUAGUGAGUGAAGGAGCCUGGGACUGGGGGAGGGGAGGCAGGAGAGGAGAGGAUCACGCGACAGAAGCGGCCACAGUGGAGAGAGCCAGCAGAGCGAGAGUCUGUUUGGGGGGUGCCUCCGCCCGGCCCCUCCUCCCCCGAUGCCCCUGGACCCCUCCGAGCUGGGCGGGAGCCUCGCUACCCCUGCCUGGCCUGCCAGUCUGGAAGGCGUCGCCCUCUUCAGUCUAAAGCCUUAACAACCACCCGCCGCCAUGAAGAGGAGCCCCAGAUGCUGGGAGCCACCCCGCCGCACUUCACUCUGAUUGAUCGGCAGGCACUGACCAUUGGAAGAGACUGGGAAGGAUCCCUCUCGCCCACCCUCUCCCACCUCGCCUCCUUUCUCUCCCCCUCUCCCUCCCGUUCCCGGAAGCCCCACCCCCAGAAAGCUCCAAGAGCUGCAGUUAACCCGGGCCUGGUGACGAUUUGCUCAGCGAUGUCACCUGGUGCUCCGAGGCCCUCCUCCCAUUUGAGGAGGAAAACAGAGAUUGGGGGUGGGUCGCACGGGCACGCCCAGGGGCGCACUGGGCAGGGGCACAGGGAAAGGGACUCCCGCCGCUGUCCAGUCCCUGCUCGCGUGGGCCAGGCCCAGCCAGUCCCCAAAUGGGAGAAACCUGCCCACCUUCCCCUGGCCCGCCUCACUGGCAGGUCGACGGGCAGGUCAGCUGCCCCCUCGAUUUAACUCCUUCCACAGAGGCAGGAAGAAACCGCACCCAUGGAUCCCAGAGGCCCACAAGUAAGCCCCUCUUCCCUGCACCGGUCCUGCUGACCCACUGUCCUCCAGCGCUGCCACCUGAUGGUGCAGCUCCAAGUGGCCCAGAUGGACUGAUGGGGCUGACCCCCGCCACCUUCCCUCUCCUCAGGAUUAAGAGGAGAGUCAUUUGACCACCAGGACCGAACGGGGAAGGCACCAGAGGACCAGCCAACGGGGAGAAGGAAAAGCAGUGGGCAGAGACAGCCUUGAGGUGAAGGUGGAAGAGGGGCCGGGUCCCAGGGCUGCCCAUGGCUGCAGAGGAGGAGAGGAGAGACUGGACUGAUUUUCGUACACCGAAGCCGAAGCAGCGGUGGAAAGGAAAGGCAGAGUUGUAAAUGAUGUAUUGGUCUACAGGGUAUAUUUUUGAUACCUUCAAUGAAUUAUUUCAGAUGUUUUGCGUGAGGAAGGACUAAACAGUAUUAUGUGCUGCUUUCAGUCUCUGCUUGUGUGUGCGGGCUUCGAUGCGCCAUCGGUAGUAUGGAGAAGGAAAGGUAUCAUAUGAUCCUCAAGUCCUUCACCCUCCGCUCAAAUGGAUCAGCUCAGUUAACCAGAGAUUUAUGGCCGCAACAGCAGGGUGCCCUCACGGUUAUGUUUCUUGUUCAUGAUUAAACAAAAGCCAAUCAGUCCAAGUCGACUGUCUGCCUUGAGGAUCUGAAAAUUUUCAAGAGAGCCUGCCGGGCUGGGGGGCGGGGAGGUGGCCGGCAGCCUCGGAAACCCGCGAGCCAUGCAGACCGGUUCUGUUGUAUUUUCUGGCACCCGUGUUGGCUUCUUUUUCCAUUUUUCAUUCCAUGAUGUAAUAGGUGUUGGCUUCUAGCAACAGUUACAUUGUUAAAGAGCGAAUAGGCUUUUCAUCUCAGCUAGUCACUCCAAAAAGGGCGGAAAGAAAAGACCGUGAAUGGUCUGGGUUCUGUCUGCUAGAGAGAAGGGAAGGGAGAGGGGUCGGGGGAGAGAGAGGAGAGAGAACCGAGGUCAGAUUGGCUCCUCCAGUUUUGUCUGCUAGAGAGAGGGAGGCUUGGUGGUUAUGGGGGAAGAGGGAAGGACAGAUGGGCUCCUCCAGGCCUGCUUCCUCGCCUCUGCGUCCUGAGUGGGGAAGGGAACGGAGAGCCGGAAGGUGAUCCUGAUCCUGAUCUAGCAUCUAUCUGAGAAAAGUCACAGCAUCACACCAGGAUCAGUCUUUUUACGACUUUCCUUCAAGGCUAGUUUCCAAGCAACAGAAAGAUGGUGUGUCUAUUACAGGGUACAGUUGCCUUGGUGUUUUUUGUAUCUUCAGGCAUCAUUUCUCUGGCCCAAUUUAUUUUUUUGAAAUCCACCAAAUGUUUCAGAGUCAAAAGCUCCCCUUGCUCUCCCCAAGGCAAAUAUUGGGACAGUUUUUCAUCCAACUUAACCGAAUGGACUGAGUGUUUCACUGGGCCACAGGGAGGUGGAGGAGGACUUCCUGGGGGCAGAUUCUAUCCCAAUCAGGUCAGUGCUCCAGCUGGUACCAGUUCAUGCUGGGAUUAAACACCACGAAGGAGUGCUGGCGCUGAUGGGGGCCACAGGAGCCAAGGCUCCCUCCACCAGCUCUCCCCCCAGGCCCUGCCUCAGGGGCCACAGUCAGUGUCGGCACACACUGUGUGACUGCCCUCCUGACAGGUGGGCCCCUCUGACUCCACCAAUGGUUAUAAGGGGAAGUUGCCCAGGGCCAAUUCCCAAGUAGCUGCUGAGCAGGGAGAGCCACCAAAACUCUCUCCGGGGCCAACCCCAGGUUCGGCAGUAGGAGGAGACAGAACUGGGAUUCUCGUCCCCAAAUAAUCCUGCAUCUGGCUCACAUGAGCAUUUCCUGCUCCACAAGGCCUGGCCUCAAAAACGCCUCUGUCAGUCUUUCAUAGGUGGGCACCCCGCCGUCCUCCCCACCCCCGCACUCACUGUGUCACUCUGUCAGGAAAAACCUUUGGCAACAUCUCCUCUCUGCUGUCUAGGAGAACCCAGCCACCUUUGUUUUGGAGAAGGGGUGAGUUGAUGAGGAAACUCCCCUGUGGACAAAAGCUCUGGCCUUGCCGGGUUGCUGUCCCCCACAGGGCUGGCCAGAGAGGACGGGGCCCUGAAUGAUGCAAGGGGGAAGAGCGGACGGAUGUGCCUCGACAGGGUCAUGCUGGCCUUCCCAGUGGGGGCUCUGUGAAUUGGCAGCAACUUUGCCUUCGUCAUGCUCCUCAGGUCACUUUUUGGAGGGGUGGGGCUCGGCCACCUGCCUUUAUGGGAGAAUGGCCCGCGGCUGGUCUGGCGGUUGGUCCCCAGCAGUGGCUGCAGAUCACUGCUUCACAAUAGCCUUAAUGAAAUAGAAUGUGUUUCAUAGCCGGCCUUGGUUCCCCAGGCAGUCAUCCAUGGACCCGUAGGGAAGAGGAGGGACCCUUGGUCACCGUAUAUGUGUUUUUUGGACCAGGAUGAAGAAAGAGGUCAUGCAUUUGACCCAGACAGCCCUGGGGUGGCAACAAACUGUCCAAGAAGCAGAAUGCCCCAAGCCUCCAGAGGCUGACUUUCUGGUUCUGGUCCCUUCCCCCUGACACAAAGACAUCUUUUAAAUAGCGGCCGGUCGUCGAUGGGGUUUCUGGUGAGUUAUUGGUCUCCUCUACGGGUCUGUGAGCAAAUCAUGGGCAGCAAGGGAGAGAUGGGGACCAUAUCUGCUGAGGAUGACCAGAUGGCCUUAAUCGACCAGGACCUCCUGUCCCCUUGCUGGUGCCAAGUAGACUGUUUCCCUCCACUUGCCCCUCUUCCUUCUUGACCAGCUUGACCUGCCCCAGAAGCCAAAAAUUCUCUCCCUUCAACCCCAGGCAGUGGCACUGAUGACACCCUACUCCUGUCUUUUUCCUCUGCUUCUAGGGGGGCACUCAGAGGCAGAGGGUACAUACACACACACACACACACAUACACACACACGUAUUUCUAUUGUCCUUCGUAUUCAAAGGUACCACUGACGGUGAAGUUCACCUAUGAGUGCAUGUAUGGUGGAGAAGGCCAAUGUGGGACCCUCAGUCCUGGCCGUAAAGUACACACAAAAACGCUGUCCCUUGUUGUGUUGUCAUGUUGAUGUUUGCGGUGCCUGGCGCUGUUUUUUCACUGGCCUACUUGAUUCCCGUUGCUUAUGGAGCUUUGACGCAGAGAGAGCUGCCCCUUUGUUUGUAAAGGUGCGCCGUGCUGGUGUAUCCUCAGCAGGGGCUCUAGUUUUCAGCUGUGAUGCUGCAUUAUCUGAAGCUUUGUUUUAUCGGGUCCUCAAAACGCUUCCUCUGCCCUCCUGGCUUUCAGUUUCCCAAUGUCACCUCUCCAUUCAGCAACUGUUUGGGUAUCCCACUGUCACACCUUCUCCUCACAUGUCCCAUCCAGCAUGAUUGUGCUCAGGUGAGUGUAGCUUCACUGCCAAGAAACUAUGUUGCAGAAGGCAUUCAUUAGCCUCCCAGGUCUCCGUCUGAAUCCUGGCCUCUUCCUUGAGCCCAGCCAUCUGCCCUGGGAGUGGCAAAGGAAAGAAUUCAGGGUGGGAAUUGGGGAGGUUCCUGGCAAUCUGGUCGGGUAGAGUUCUUUGGAAGUCAGCAGGUUUUCUUCUGAGAACAAGACUGCCUUUUAACAGACAUACAGCCCCCAUGGUUACCAACCAGGAAUCAGCCUGGACCAAAGCGAGGCCUCAGGCUUGGUUCUCCUCACUGCCUCUGCAGGGUACCUCAGGGACCUUCUCAUCAGCUGGUGCACGCGAUGGUGUAAGCUCAAAGAGAGCAGCUGGUGGGAGGUCACCGAUUCCUGCCACAAAGGCAUUCCCGGGGCUUUAGAAGACGGUGACCGUUGGAGAGUAAGCUGUGCCUCAUGACUCCUGGGAGAGUGAGGAACAGGUUGUGCUUUGUCUGUCUGCGGGAAACCCCCUUCCUUUUGUUCCUCUUUCCCACCCAUUCCACAGUGAGGGUGUUCUCUGUGUACACAGUCUCACUCUGCUGAGUAUCAGAACAUCCCGUAGAAUUGGGGGCCCUGGGAAAGUGGCCCACCCAGAGCAGAUGAAGAAGCAUCCAGCUAAGGUGACCCAGUCUCCCUGCCCCUCCACCUCCCUGGCUUUCUUAUGUCCAUGGGCAGUGUUGGCCUGGAAGGGGGAUUAGGGUUGGAGGGUGGGAUAUCUUGCAUUUUUUUCCCCUCAUCUCAGGCAGACCAGGAGAAUAUGGUCAGUCAGGGAUGCGGUGAGUGCAGGGACAUAGAGUGAGGAAGUAAUGAUGUGGUACUGGAAUUGGGCUGACUGUUUGUAAUUGCCAAGACCUAAAUAGAAACAGACGUAUGAGCCCCAGGGGCUCUGGUAGUACCCCAGACGCCAUCCCUCUAUCCAACCUAAGGACAAAACUCACCUUCCUGGGUGGCUUGAGUGCCCUGAGGCCUAAAGGGAUGGCUUUUUAAAGAACAAAACAUGAUCGGCAGUGUUUUGAGCUGCAGGCUCUUAGAGAGACAUGUGUACCCCGGGGACCCCGGCCUGCUUAAUGCAGAAGUGAUGUUCCCUUCCUAUUCCUUAGGCCUGGGAGAGCUGUGCUAUCGGAGAGCCCAGAGCAGAGCAACCAUUGCCCUGAGGUGGCCCAAGCCGCAGGGCUAGCCCUUCAGGUCUUUGAGACCCUGCCCUGUGACCCAGCAGCCAACUCCAGGAGGACAUGUUGGCCGGUCUCUCACAGCCCUGAAGAUGGUGCCCGUCCCACUGACCUGCCAGUGGCAAAGGUCAGCGGGUUUAUCGGGCCAGGCUGCUCCCUGCCAAGCUUCUGGUGUUUUUGAGUGGAAGAGCUUGGCCUUUUCCCCAGUGCCUAUUAGAAGAAUGGGUUUCCCCAAAGGAAAUCAGACCCUGAGCUCCCUGUAUCCUUGUCUCUGUCUGUGUGUUGAGCAGUGAUCGGCCUCCCCGGAGGACCCCAUCUAGUGGACAGGUUGUCCCGUUUAAAUCAGACCCAUGUGACUGGCAGUGGGGGCGGUCUUUGGCGGAGUCUCCAGUCGGCCUAGCUGAAUCUUGUCUGUGCUACCCUGGGCCGGCCCAGCUAGCCAGCCAGGCUUAAUUCACAGUCAGGUCUGGCCUAAAGCCUGGCGGACGUGGGUCUUCUAGCUCUGCCGGAGGAGGGCCGCCAGCUUUCUGGCCCAACCCCCCUGCUCUGGUGGGUCGCAGGGGGGACUCCCUGGGCUCCCAUGUCGGGGGAGCCCCGAGUCCCCUCCGGGUGACUGGGAAGAGGAGGAGCCCCAUUCUUCAUGCUGCAUCACCUGCCUGCCCAUCACCAGUGACCUUUAUGUCUGUGCACUCCCUGCUAUGAUUUCUUAUUGAUCGUGCAAUCGACAUGGAAGUUAUGUCAAACUAUUAAAAGAAGUUAGAAGUUCGUGUUCCCAACUUUGUAAUUUGUACAAAUGCAAACAAACGGAGAUACGAGACAAUUUAUUAUCUGAACUGUACAAGGGGGGAAAAAAAUCUAUCUUUUGUACAACCAAAUUGUGCAUAGCUGUUUAGAAGCGAGUUGUAUGAUAGAAUGGACUGUACAUAGAACCAAUGAGUUGUAAAUAUUUAUGCGGCUUGCUCUGAAGGGUUUGUUUUCUUCUACUGAAGGUGAAGUUUUUGUUCACUGUUAAUUUGGGCCCACCUGGCCACCAGCACGCGCUCUAGGCUGCAGUGUGCAAGCACUGCCUUACUGUUUAAAUAAAAAAAGCUUUUGGCCAGGAAA
Molecule: messenger RNA, 14220 nt
Organism: Ornithorhynchus anatinus (platypus)
Lineage: Eukaryota; Metazoa; Chordata; Mammalia; Monotremata; Ornithorhynchidae
Gene: NCOR2
Product: nuclear receptor corepressor 2
Exons: 48
Coding region: 204-7754 (2516 amino acids)
Biological process (GO): negative regulation of transcription by RNA polymerase II
Molecular function (GO): transcription corepressor activity
Source: RefSeq, a predicted model, not a curated record